CUUCAUAAAAAAUUCCUCCAAAUCUCAAUCCAGAUAAAGCAUAUAAAUACUCCAUCAAACAGAUACCUAAAUACAUUCGGCUAACCUUCAUCAUGUCAACAAGAAGUUCUUGGCAAAGCUUUCUUGAACUAUUUCAUCGUUACAAAUACACCUCCACCUGUAAUUCUCCAUGGCAUGUUCCUGCUGGCCGUGUUACACUUGCUAAUAAACUCGGACAUGGCGUCUUCUCAAUGCAUCAAACUCAGGGCCUCCAUUUAUUUUGCACUAACAACCGUGGAGCUUGGAGAAAACAUAAUGCUAACAUGUUGAAGGAUGAUGUAGACAAGGUUAAACCACCAUCACCACCACCACCACCUCCUCCAAGGUUUAACUUCGCCCUCUGGGCAAGAUGGAUUCUGGGUUCUAUGCUGUCUCUCAUGCUACCUUUCUGGAAACAAAAAUGGGAGAAGCUAAAAAAAAUUGAAGGAGAGGCAGAAAUGGUGGUUGAGGAGAUAGAAAAUGUGGCAGAGGUUGUAGAAAAGGUGGCAACAGUGGCAGAGAAAGUGUCAACACAAAUGGCAGAUAAACUUCACGAUCAUACAAAGCUCCAGGAAGCCGCUUUGUUGGUUGAACGCGUCUCCGAAGCAACUGCCCAAGAGGCCGAACUUACCAUUAAUAUCAUUCACAAGGUUGAUGCAUUGAAGGACCACCUGAAUGAUUUGGAGACAAUGGUUGAGCCGAUUGUUGAUGAGAUAGAUAAGCACGAAUCUGAAGGAAAAUAAGAUAUAUUAGCAAUUCCUAUUGGGCAUGUAAAGCCGACAAAACAAAGUUAUGAUGGACUUCAUUGAUUUAAUCAAGCAUCUUGAAUUUACACCUUGA
Molecule: messenger RNA, 858 nt
Organism: Mangifera indica (mango)
Lineage: Eukaryota; Viridiplantae; Streptophyta; Magnoliopsida; Sapindales; Anacardiaceae
Exons: 5
Coding region: 93-761 (222 amino acids)
Source: RefSeq, a predicted model, not a curated record